Spodoptera exigua (beet armyworm) is the source of this 881-nucleotide messenger RNA. Lineage: Eukaryota; Metazoa; Arthropoda; Insecta; Lepidoptera; Noctuidae. The record is from the annotation of a GenBank genome assembly.
UGAAGUUAAUCACAAACCAAAAGUGUUGGCGAACAGUGUUUCGCAAUAUUAUUUCUUAGAAAAAAUAGAAAAAUAUUGUCAAAUACCAUGCUAUCCAGCUUGAGAACUGGAGUUCAGGGCGUGUGGCGUGCAGCUUCCAGGAGUAUUCAGACCAGCUCAGCUCUGCAGCAUGACAGCUUGUUCGUCCACCGCGAUACCCCUGAGGACAAUCCUGACAUUCCUUUUGAGUUCUCAGAGGCUAACAAAAAGAGAGUUGAAGCCCUGUUAGGAAUCUACCCUGAAGGCCACAAGCGUGGUGCUAUGAUUCCUCUAUUGGAUCUUGCUCAGCGUCAAAGCGGAGGCUGGUUGCCCAUCUCAGCCAUGCACAAGGUCGCUGAGAUCCUCAAUCUGCCACGUAUGAGGGUCUAUGAGGUUGCCACCUUCUACACAAUGUUCAUUAGGAGACCAAUUGGUAAAUACCACAUCCAAGUGUGCACCACCACACCAUGCUGGCUUCGUGGUUCCGAUGCUAUUCUCAAGGCACUUACUGAAAGCACCCAGUGCCAUGUCGGUGGCAACAGCCCUUGUGGCAAGUUCUCCAUUUCUGAGGUUGAAUGUCUUGGUGCCUGUGUUAAUGCUCCGAUGAUCCAGGUCAACGAUGAUUACUAUGAAGACCUGAGUGUAGAAGACGCAAAUGAGAUCGUUGAUAAACUCAAGAAGGACGAGAAACCGAAGCCUGGACCAAGGAGUGGAAGAUUCGCCUCUGAACCUCUAGGAGGACUGACCUGCCUCACUGAAGAACCAACUGGUCCCGGCUACGGUCUGCAAGACGGACUCAAAUCUUAGAACAAACGUUUUGUAAAUUUUAUUUAUAGGAAAUAUUUAAAUAAAUCAUGUUAGAU